Cydia strobilella is the source of this 5162-nucleotide messenger RNA. RefSeq lists its product as uncharacterized. The record is from RefSeq and is a predicted model, not a curated record. The transcript has a single exon. Lineage: Eukaryota; Metazoa; Arthropoda; Insecta; Lepidoptera; Tortricidae. Bases 160 to 1851 code for a protein of 563 amino acids.
UACUUUAUCUGUGGGUCAACAUGGCUACGCGUGUUGUGUCAUUGCGAUAAAAUUUACGUUUUUCUUUGUUUAUUUUAAGUUAAUCAGCGAUUUUAGUUUAUUUCUGUGUUGAAAUAUACCUUCACUAAUGUUUUGUGUUUGUGAAUUUACGUUUUGAAUAUGGGUACAAGCACGAUGGGUAGCGAUCUACACUCAGAUAAGCAGGACAAGUUAUUGAAAUUGCAAGCUAGAAAGAAAGAAUUAGAGCAGCUUUUAGCCACAAAGAACGAGGAAUUGUAUAAACUAUGUGUUCAAGAAGUUCAACUGACGGGAAUCAUGCCACCCGAGGCGCCUUUGAGCCCCGAAGUGCCGAGAGAAAGACUAAACAGCGUACGUAGUACUGAUAGGUCAACUGAUGGCAAUGACGUCCAAGACGGCUCAGAUAACACUUCCAGACGUCUCCGAACGGCUCCAGGAGAGCGUUUGCACGAUUCAGAUCAGAAUCUACGCAAAAACCUCACACACAGACUUUCUACGCCAUCGAUAUCAGGUAUGUCGACGAAAAGUGCGCACCCAAGACAUAUACGGCGUCCGGAAACUAGCUGUUCUAAUUUCUUCCCGUCCCCGCCUCAGGAAAGGAAUCCAGAGACUUUUUCAAUGCACACUUCUCACACCUAUCCAGCAUUAGCAGGAAGACAUGAGCCAAUUCAGCCAAUGACUGAGAACAUGCACAAUGAUGUCAAUCAGCCUCCUGGGUACAGACACCACACAAUGACCACUGAGUAUAUGAAUAAAAUUUACUAUAACAAUGCUCCCGAUGCUCACGUUACUCGUCUACGAGAGACACACUUCAGCUCGAGCCAUCCUGAUAUUACUACCCACUACACUCACACCACUGCUGCUCCACAGCCAAUGGCACAACAGAAUGGUAUGAGAAAUAAUGCUCUCUUAUAUCAGUAUGCUUCUCAUCUGAAAGCCCAGAGUCAACAUUUGGCAGCUCUUCCUCAUCACCACCAAAUGCAAGUUCAAUCUAAAAGAAGACCUGAAGGCAACCGGAGGAACACAUUGCAGCGCACACAGACCUACCAUUUAACAUCACAUAGCGAUUACAAUCAACACUUAGAGAAUAUUAUGGACACCCACAGGCCCCCCUUGCCAAUGUACCAGCACCGAUCUCAGCCAGAUAUUCAAGAGCAGCCUACGGAUAGAAUACAUGUGCCUACAGAGAGGCCUACUGUACCUAACACCUUGCCUUUGCGUGAACGAAAUGCCAGACCUAUGCACAUGCCCCUACAAGUAUCUACAGAUGAAUAUAUCCAUGAAAGACGAGGUUAUCCUGAUGCGCUGAGCCCUGUCAGUCAGUUAUCAGGAUAUUCUCAAGGAAAUUUUGACUCGGUCAGUAUGAAUAAAUUUUCACCUCUAUCUCAAGAUUCUAAAGUCCGAGAGAAGCAAUGGUAUGAAACCUCAUUAGACUCUCCAACCAAAGCUGAGGCACCUUUACUGAAGAAGAGUUCCAGUCUCAAAAGGACUUCAAGUAUAGGUAACUCCCAAACUUAUGAGAUAAUGAUUUCCACUGGUCGCCAUUCUGCUAUGCAGAGCCCUAAUCAGUCCCACAGUCCCUCCGUGCUAUCACCAACAUCUUCUACCUUAGAAUCUCCCAAGAACUUAACAGUCAUUGAACAAGGUAAAUGCAUACCAUACAGGGAGGAGACGAAGCCUUUUGAAAUGUCAGAUUUUUAUAAAUACUCAACUAAGUUCCGGCAAGCAGGGCCUCCGAAGACUCAGCCUGCACCGAUGCAUUCAGGGUACAAUAAGUUACCCAUGGAGUUACCGCAGUAUGCACAGGACCAUUGGCAGGGACAAAGCAACUAAAGACGAUUUUUUUUUACCCAGUCAAUGAGAUCAGGCUGAAGUCACGGAUCAUCAGCACAAGCUGAUAUAGAGGUCAUUGCGCUAGUUUUCGUCCAUUUGAUGGGAUAGCAAAUAAUAUAUAUCAUAUUUAAUUUGCUACUUGCGAAAUAUCAUUUUAAUGUAGACAGAUAUAUUGUUAAGGAUUGCAAUAACUCCAAAUUUGUGUGGCAAGGUAGGUUUAUAUUCAAAUUUCGUCAAGUGGACGAAAACUAGCUGGGCAGAAACUAGCGCAAUGAUCCUAUUUCUAAAUUUCCUGAGCUGAAACAACUUUAUGGGCAACAUGAACCUCUGUCUCUUAUGAUUUAUGAUACUUACGGCUUGCAUUAUUUAUUUUAGUUAUUAAUUUCGUAAAUAGGUUAAACUAUCUUGUCAUAUAAAUUACUUUAAAUCUAUUGAAUUUUAAUGAAAUUAUUUUAGAAUGGAAUGUGUUCACUCAGUGGGAGUUAAUUUUAGUUCAGUAGUUUACUUAUAGAACAGUAAAGCUAAAAUAUGCCAAUAGCCUCCUAAGGCCUAAUUGCGCAGUGACCCAAAAGGGGUCAUCCAUUAAAUACAUCACACGUUUAGGGGGGGGGAGGGGGUCAAGAAAAUUUGACAUGUUGUGACAAGGGGGAGGGGGAGUCACAAACUUUGUGACGUCACUAACUUAUUAAAAUUAUUUUAUUCGCUGUACAGUUAAAAUAAAAUAACAAGUUUUUGGAACGAUAAUCGUUUUUAAUAGUUCAAUUUUCUUUCCUAAUCUGUUUUGGGUUAUAAAAUUACUAAUAUUUCUUCUUUUGUCUGAAAUAUUUUGAUCAAAUAUUAAUAAUACUUAAUUCGAUUUGCCGACUUCAUUGAAAGAAUGUGACGUCACACCAGGGGGGAGGGGUUUGCCAAAUGUGACCAAGUGUGACAAGACAGGGUCAAAAAACCUCGAAAUUCCUGUGACAUAAUUCAUGGAUUAACCCAAAUGAGUCUUGGCCUCCGACACGAGUAUGCGCCAGUCGUCUUGAUCCUGUGCCAUCUCCCGCCAGUUAUCGGGUGGUUGUAAGGCCCAGCCCUACAAAAGUAAAAUCCAAAAUUUGCCACUGAAACUUGUACCUAUAGUGUAGGAAAUAGAGUUGAUUUUGCGUUGUUGGAAAAUUAAACGAAACAAAACAAAAGCGACUGUUCCAAUUGAAUAGGGUUUAAAUUUCAUCGAACUGAAGAGGUACUAAGUAGGACCUUGGGCCUUAGGAGGAUAGGUAAGUGAUUCAGAUCUCUGUAAAUAGCUGCUAUACUUAACAUUUUAAACCUAUUUUUGUAUGAAAAAUGUUCCAUGUAAUGACUGUGUGGCCUUCCAUGCCUUCAAGGGUCCUUAUGAUCUAUAUGCAUAUAUAGGACCCUUUUCGAUGGAAAGCCACAUAUUAAAAAAUGUGAUGUACCUAUACCUAUUUGAAUUGAACCUGCAAUUCUUUAAACCCUUUAAUCCUUAUUUUAAACCAUAACAUCACAUUUUUAUGCAUUGAAGAUAAAGUUUUUCAAAUAUAACUAAAAUAUUAAUAACAUUCAGAACUGCAAUCAUUAUGUACUCUUUAUAGUAGGCCAGCGGCUGUAGCACGGUCGCAUUUUUAUCACCUGUCACCAUGUCUGUCACGUUCUAACAAGUAUGUAAGUGCGAUAGUGACAGGCAUAGUGACAGGCGAUAAAAAUGGAACCAUGCUGCCACCGCUGGGGCCCAUUUCUCAGAUGGUAUUAGACUAAUAUUAUUAGCCAACGAACUAUCAAAUCAUAUGGGUUACCAUGGCAACACACUAAUAAUACUAGCCAAUAGGGUUCGAGAAAUGGGCCCCAGGCCUAAAUAACACUAUGUUCAUGAAUGUUAAAACGAGACUGAAACAUUAUGUACAAAGUAUUAGCAUUUUAUUAUUUUAUUAUCAGUCUUAAUGAUAUUGACAGAUGAGGACUGAUAGCAAUAUUUGAAUCGUUGAUUAUGGACAAUAAAAUCAAUCGGAUAAUGGACUAUCAUAUUGUAUUUGUAUUUAUUGUGUCACAUUUAUGAGUCAUUGCAAUCAUGAUAAUAUGACAUAAUUAUUGUAGUAAUAAAUGUAGUGAAUUGUUGUUAAAAUAACACAGCUCUAUCUCAGCCUACCAUAUUUUCACCAGUUUUUAUGGUUAUGUGUUAAUUAUAAUAAUAUAAGUGCAAUGUUAAAGCCCACCGCUUACUAAAAACAUGAGAGCGUAAAAUUAAAUUGCCUUAACUUGUGAUAAAACUAACAAAUCAUGAAUUAUCCAAUGGAUUUAACACCUAUAUGUAUUGAACUUUUAUGAAAUAUUUUUUGAUUUGCCUAGCCUUUCAAAGAUAGCAUACACCAGAGAAUUUGGGACGGGUACCGCCGUGGCCGGGUGGUCUAGUGGUCGCAGUACUGAGAGUUCCCGCUACUUGACGCUAGAUGUAGACUACCAAAAUAGUCUUUUUGGUAACAAAACCGAUGUUUGGAGUGAACACUCUAUGUCUCCUUAAUUUUCUUUGUCCAAACUCACAACUUGCUAAACAAACGACCCGGCCACGAAAUCGCGCGGGUCGGGGCGAAGGUCUGAGCGAGACAGCGAUCGGACCUUUCGUUCUCACCUAUGGCCGCCGCUCGCCGCUGCCGCCGCCGCGCGAUGUCGUGGCCGGGCCGUAAGGGCAGUGGUCGUGGUUAGCGUCCACACAAGUGUCCAUUGCGAUCAUCUAACCAGUAUGUUUUUAUUCCAUUCCAGUGUACUCUUUGCCGUUAUAUCCUCAAUAAUGAUAGUAAUACUCACUGUCUCGUUCUGGUGAGACAAUAAAGAGAACUGGGAUCAUUAUCUGUACAAACUUAUUUAUUAUGGACUAAUUACUGAAACAUGUUUCCAGGUGGAAAUGUUUAUGGCAAAAAUGCAUAUGUUUUAUUGUAGUAAUAAUUAUGUAUCGCAGUAGAAACUCCUUCCGUGACUAUCUACUGUUUUUCUCAUUAAGUUUUACACUAAUCUAAUAGGUAUAAAACAUGUUAGAAGAAAAAUAAUUUUGAAUUAAAAAAUUAUAUUUUACCUAAACGUGGCCUUUGUCAAACUUGCCAAGCAAACUAACCUUAAAAAUAACGACCAAUAAGAAUAAAAUAAAAAAUUUAAAGUAUAUUUUAGAUGUAUCGUAUAGAAAAUAAAUAUUGUAGCAAUCAAAUUGCAAAAUAUGCUACAAGAUUAUGAAGAUUUUAAAUAUUUUUAUACGUUGUUUAUGUAUAAAAUGUGCUGAAGGCACGAAAGUAUGUGUAACUAAUAAAUUAUGAUAAGCAUUU